CGUCACUUCCCACGCGCGCUGGGCUAUGCUAACAGUAGCUGUUAACCAACUGGCAGAUGAGAACAAUCCUCGACCUUUACGAGUCCGUGAAGUACUGUCAACAGAACUGUUGCUGCCCUCCACAAUCUUAGUUUUAGGGAUGCUAAAGACGAUGUAUAGUUUAUUUAACAGCUACUCAGAUGCCGCUGCAGCUCUGUGAAGAGACAGAUCGGUUGUUGACAUCCAUGACAAUUACGGGUGUGUACGGUGUCAGCUCCCCUCAGUUCUGAUUUGCUAGCCUAACUUUUUUCUUUUCGUGGAAGUGUUGCCCUGCUACCCAUUUAAUGCCUUUAUUCGCUCUGGCGCGGCAUUAGGCCGGACAGUGUUCAAAACCCGGCUGAGAUGAAGCUCCAGUGUGAUGUCGAAGUGGUAAAUCGUAUGCUCCCCACAUAUGGGAUGAAAAGUCGGGGGAAGGGAACGAGAGCUGUCCUUUCCAUCGGGAAACACUUGGACAAGACGAGUCAACGCAGCAGUAUUUACAUGAUGAUCUGCACAGCCAAAGACAGGGCAGGAUCAAAGUAUAAGCUGAAAGGCAACAUAGAGAAGUUCUUCACUUGGUUUGUAGAGGAAGGCAAAGCAACUGUGAGGUUAAAGGAACCUGCUGUUGACAUUUGUUUGAGCAAGGCUGAUGCAAACAGCUUGAAGAACUUCCUCUCAGCAGCUCGUCUGGCAGACAGAGGAAGUGAUGCCAGCAGCCUUCCUCUCUCUACACUUACACCUGUUCGGGCCAGAGAUGUACAGCAACCAAAGAAGAAGCUCAGCAUCAUGUCCAAGAAGGAUUACCCCCUCACCUCCAACUUCCCCUACACUCUGGAGCAGCUGCAAGUCUCGUACUGCAAACUGUCACGGGUGGACAUGCGCAUGCUGUCCCUUAAAGCUCUACGCAAACUUGACCUUAGCAACAAUCAUAUCAAGAAACUCCCCGCCACUGUUGGUGACCUCAGCUGCCUCUCUGAACUCAUCCUCCACAACAACCACCUUGAAUCCUUCAGUGAGGCCCUUUGUUUGUCCACCUUGCAGCGGACCCUCCAGGUCCUGGACAUCAGCCAGAAUCGAUUGCAGUCCCUGCCUGCUCAGUUCUGCCAGUUCAGGGAACUGGUGAACCUCAAACUGGACGACAACGAGCUUUUGUGUUUGCCAUUCCACAUUGGCCGACUCUCGAAAUUAAGGUUCCUGUCUGCUGCACAUAACCAGCUAGCUGUUCUGCCCGGUGACUUCCGUAAGCUGUGUCUGGAGAACCUAGACUUGUUUGGAAACCCAUUUAUCCAUCCCAACCCUCUGGACCACACAAUGCAACUUACAUUCCCCCUUCCACUCCAAGAGAUGGCCUCCAGAGCUGUAGCUAAUCUCAGGAUUCCAUACGGACCCCACCUUAUCCCUGCCCAUUUGUGCCGGGACCUCGAAGUCGCCAAGACCUGCGACUGUGGUUAUGUCUGCAUCAACUUCUACAUCAAAACAGCAGUGAGCAUGAAUCUGCACCAAGUCUCUCACACAGUUGUGCUGGUGGAUGACAUGGGAGGCACGGAAGCACCAGUGCAACAGUUCUUCUGCUCGCUCUCCUGCUACUCCGAAUUUUUAGACAACUCCCUCCAGAGAGGAGUCAGAUGAGGAGGAACACUAAGUAGUGUCUGAAAACUGCUGUGGAUGCUGCAGUAGUUUGUGUGGCAAAACACUGUAAGAAGUUAUGUUGGGAGACAAUGAUAAGAGGAAGCUGCUCUAGUUAGUAGCCAAGUGGUAUGAUUGCCUUUAAAUGACAGGGCAGUUUGGACUUUAUUAAACUUUAUUUUUAAAACUGCUUCAAACUGCUUGUUUUACACUUAAAUUUAACUUAGUACCUGCUCCAUUUGUACCACAGUGCCACUGACCAUUUGUACACAAACUCCCAUGCUGCUUACAGGUCACAGUAUCUUGUCGUUUUCUGUUCUUUUGGUUUUUAGAGCACACAGCAGGUUUUUCUAAUGACCUAGUUCUAUAAGGCUGGGGAAUAGAGAAAUAAGAUUAAUUUUCUCUAACACAGUGCCUCAGAGUCUAUUAACAGCAGCUAAAGCGAGUUGACUGUUACUGUGCUGACACUUUUUAUAAAUGCAGAAAAAAUAAAAGUAUUCAUUAUCA
This is a messenger RNA of Melanotaenia boesemani (Boeseman's rainbowfish), 2151 nucleotides long. RefSeq names its product leucine rich repeat protein 1 (gene lrr1). The record is from RefSeq and is a predicted model, not a curated record. The coding region runs from base 382 to 1647 and encodes 421 amino acids. Gene Ontology annotation, molecular function: protein binding. NCBI's taxonomy places the organism in Eukaryota, Metazoa, Chordata, Actinopteri, Atheriniformes, Melanotaeniidae. The transcript is spliced from 5 exons.